This is a messenger RNA of Protopolystoma xenopodis, 396 nucleotides long. The record is from the annotation of a GenBank genome assembly. Lineage: Eukaryota; Metazoa; Platyhelminthes; Monogenea; Polystomatidea; Polystomatidae.
AUGUAUGAAUGUAUUUGUGUUGUACGUGUUUGGUCGUGGAUUUGUGCUUUAUUCACUUGUUUCCGCCCUCCUCAGCAGACGAAGAGUCGUCCUCAUUGUCGUCAAAGCGGAGGUCCAACGGGCCCGGGUCUGAGUCCGAGUCCAGCCUGGGCCUCGGCCUGUGAGGCGCGACAGCAAAUGAGGCGCCUGCCUCGGAAGCGGCCAGAGACGAGGGCACGUGGAGACGAACCAACCCGUCGGGUGAAGAAGCAGGAGGACGUGGCAAGAGGACAGUCGGCAGAGCAGCAAUACUCACUUGCCAGCUCACUUUUGUACCCUCUUCGACUGCUCCAGGCUCUACUUUUGCUCAUUCAACUGACUAAACCGGGCACAUUUGACCAUUUCUCUUUUCGCUGA